Chlamydomonas reinhardtii is the source of this 2784-nucleotide messenger RNA. RefSeq lists its product as uncharacterized. Bases 57 to 2516 code for a protein of 819 amino acids. NCBI's taxonomy places the organism in Eukaryota, Viridiplantae, Chlorophyta, Chlorophyceae, Chlamydomonadales, Chlamydomonadaceae. The transcript is spliced from 3 exons. The record is from RefSeq and is a predicted model, not a curated record.
AACAAUAACAUACUGCAGUGGUCGCGAAACUGCCCAGCGAUCUUCCAACUCAAGCAAUGGCCGCCACAGGUACUCCACCGCCCGCCGCCGCCGGCUGCAACCCGCGGGUGGCGGCAGGCCUGCCCGGUCUGUUCGGGCGGCCAGAGCUGGCAGACUGCUGUGUGGUCUUCGUGCUGGAGCAGCCGACACCGGCCUCAGCACACCGCCCCGCAAGCCCCCGGCGGCACCAGCAGGCGUCCGCAGCAGCGGCAGCGGCGGUGGCGGGCCCGGCGGCGACGUCCUGUCAGAGGAAGGCGGGAGCCGAGGAUGCGCCACCUCGGUCGGCGGGCCACCAGCCGCUGACGCUGCCGGCCCACUCGGUGGUGCUGAGCCUUGCCUCGGAGCGCUUUGCCGCGCAGUUGAGCCGUUGGGCCCCCGGCACCACCAGCAGCGCCAGCAGCCAUGUCAUUGGUGCAACCCGCACUGGUGGCAGCGUCCACAGCAGCGGCGUCGGUAACACUGCCAGCAAGACCUGGACAUCCUCCGCCGCCGCCACAAGCCACACAGCCACUCCGCAAAAUCCGCAACCGCAGCAUCCGCAACCGCAGCAGCAGCAGCAGCAGCAGCAGCAGCAGCUGGGCCUGCCGCCCCCACGGCCGCCACAACGCCUGCUGCCCGAGCUCCGUGUGCCGCUGGGCAGCGAGGCGGAGCUGCCAGCCGCGCGCGCCGCCAUCAGGUUCGCCUACACGGGGCAGAUCGAGCCGGGCUGCAGCUUGCGGGAGGCGUUGGAGCUCCGGCUGGUUGCCGACUACCUGCAAGUGGAGGGCUGCGCCGAGGCCUGCCUGGCGGCGGUGCGGCGCCUGCUGCAGCUGCCGGGCCAGCAGGCCGAGGGUGACGCAGCGAAGCAGGGCGAGCCAGCAGCGGUGGCAGCAGCAGCAGCUGCGGCGACAGCAGCAGCUGUGGCAGUGGCAGCGGCUACGCCGCCGCUGCUGCCACGGCAGCUGGCGGUGCAGGCGUUCUUAGGGCAGGCGCGGGCGCCAGCAGGGCUCGCCGACUCCGCUGGGAGCACGCAGCCUGACCGCUUUGCCGCCGCCGCAAGCGGCAGUGCCGGCGCAGCCGCCACACCGCCUCCCGUGCUCGCGCUGUACGGCUGCGCGGCGCUGUGGCCGGAUCCGGAGCAGGACGCGGCCUUUGCGGCGCUGCUGGCGGAGGUCCGGCGGCAGCUGGUGGCGCACUUUGGUGACGCGCUGGCGGUGCUGAACACGGAAGUCCUGUAUGAGCAGAUGCUGUCACUGCCGGCUGUGGGACUGGAGGCUCUGCUGGAGAGCGACGAGUUCGGCACCGACAGCGAGAGCAGCGUGCUGCUGAUGCUGGCGGAGUGGAUGGAGGUGAAUCACGCCCGUGCGGACGAAGCGGCGCGGCGCCGGCUGUGCGGCCACGUCCGGCUGCUGCACUGCAGCCGCGCCUACCAGUGCUGGAUCCUGCCCGCCCUUGCUGCCCGCCACGAACGCAGCCGCAGCCACAACAGCUGCCACACAACCGCCGCCAGCCCCAGCCCCAGCCCCAACAGCCCCACCGCCGCCGAGCCCAGCCUAAACAGGCCCCCUGACGACGGCUGGUUCCCCAUCACCACUGAGGAUGCCACCUGCCUCAACACCUACGCCUCGGCGACGGAGGCGGAGCGCAAGGCCCUCACCUCGGGCGGCACACUGGGCAUGUGCCAGCCCAUGCGCCGCUGGCCGCCGGCAUGGCUGUCCACGCCACCCCGCCGCCAGUGCCUCCCGGACAGCGGCGGCCGCGCGUUCGCAUUUAGCGCCGGCCUGCAGCAACUCGAGGAGGCGUUCGGGGGAAUCAAGCCCGGGGCGGUGGGGGAGCUGUACCCGCGUGUGUGCGGCACGCCGUGCGGGUGCGUGAAGGCGCAGGGGCUGGUGUGGGGACCUGAGCUGCAGUGCGCGCCGGCCCUGGUCGGCAGCGCAGCCGCGCCGGCGGCAGGAUGCUUCGUGUUCACACAGGUCCCCGACGUGUUCCGCGGCCUGCUGCUACAGCCGGCUCCCGGUGCCGGAGGUGGCUGUAGCAGCAACAGCAGUGGAUGUGGCUGCAGCAGCAGCGCGGGUAGCGGUGGGCACAAGCUGGUGAACACGGGCGCGACGGCCUUCCCCAGGCUGAGGGUAUCAGUGUACGGUGCCGGCGGCGAGGUGCGUGUGGUCAGCUGCAACGAGCAGGAGUAUGCGCCUUUCGGCACGGGGCGGGGACAGCCCCGCUGCCUGCCGCUGCGUGACGCUGCCACAGAAGCGGAGCUGCUGGGUUGGCGUGGAAACAGUAGCAGCAAUAGCAGCGGAGCCCAGCAACUGCUUGGCAGCAGCAGCAGUACCGUUGGCGGCAGUAGCCGUGCCGCUCUCAGGGUAAUCACUGCCGGCAGUAGCAAUGGCGGCAGCAGCAGCAGAAGAAGCACGGUGGCUGUGCAAUGGGGCGCCUACCUCUGCGAUGGCAAGCUCACCGGCAGCAUCACGCUGCUGCGCCCGCCGCGGAGCAGCUGAUGGUGUUGGUGGUGGUGUCUGUGUGCGUGUGUGUGUGUGUGUGUGUGUGUGUGUGUGUGUGUGUGUGUGUGUGUGUGCGAUCGUGGACAGUGAAGUGGAACUGCCGGUUCGCUUCGCGUUCAUCAUGUAGCCCAGGGGCUUGGCUCAGGGCCCGCGCAUGGCUGCAUGUGCUGCUUUACUAGUUACGGGUGUGUGCUGCAUUUCCCGUGACUGUCAAGCUGCUGGGCGGACUAGGGUGGCUUACUUGCAGCUGUUAUACUGCCUUGGA